This is a messenger RNA of Striga hermonthica, 618 nucleotides long. NCBI's taxonomy places the organism in Eukaryota, Viridiplantae, Streptophyta, Magnoliopsida, Lamiales, Orobanchaceae. The record is from the annotation of a GenBank genome assembly.
AUGGCGAUUUGUAGGGGACUGCAUAUAUUCUUCGCUCUGAUACUCUUCACCAUCUUGGCCCCCAAUCAGGCGAAGAAAUCGAAUGAAGAUUUGAAGACUGUGACGCAUAAAGUUUUUUUCGAUGUUGAGAUUGAUGGAAAACCUGCUGGACGUAUUGUCAUGGGCCUCUUCGGAAAAACAGUUCCCAAGACAGUAGAAAAUUUUAGAGCUUUGUGCACAGGGGAGAAAGGUAUUGGUAAAAGUGGGAAGCCCCUGCAUUACAAGGGAAGCACAUUCCAUAGAAUUAUUCCCAGCUUCAUGAUUCAAGGAGGCGACUUUACCCUCGGUGAUGGAAGAGGUGGAGAAUCAAUUUACGGGGAAAAAUUUGCCGACGAGAAUUUCAAGAUCAAGCAUACCGGACCUGGGCUUCUGUCAAUGGCAAACGCUGGGACCGAUACCAACGGUUCCCAGUUCUUCAUCACCACUGUGACGACCAGCUGGUUGGAUGGCCGUCAUGUUGUGUUCGGAAAGGUUUUGUCUGGAAUGGACGUGGUGUACAAGAUGGAGGCAGAAGGUAGGCAGAGCGGCACACCUAAAAGUAAAGUUGUGAUUGCGGAUAGUGGCGAACUGCCCUUGUAA